UGUUUCGCAUAAUAUCGAAAGUAGUUCUAGUCUCAACCGACGAGUUGAUAGAUUUAAUAAAAAUAUCUAUCUUGGUCUAAAUUGCCCUUUGAGAUCCAGAUCAAGUUGUCAAAAUGAGCUGUUUAAACAUUUUUCUUUUCACGCCGGGAACAGUUUGGAAGACAAAAAAAUGUAUCUGAACAGUGAAUACCCAGAAUCGUCUGUGUGGGAGGGGCCUACGCAACAUCAACGGUUGGAGGGACUACCUAACAACAACGACAGGUAAAGGUAUGUUAAAUCCUGAUGAUGGUGUUGGGGUAAGGAUGGAUCAUGUGGAUACAAGAGGGCUGAAAAAGGAUGAUAAAGACAUCUUACUGGAUCUUUCACAUGAAAAUAGCUUUGCAGACAGGGAAACACCUCAUUCACCUGUCGUAGCAUGUCACGAAGAAAUUGAAUCAAUGACAUCAAGCUCUACCAUAUCGUCGUAUGCAGACGAUCAGAUGGUCUCACUAUCAGCUGACUUGUCUCCUGCUGCGUGUCCCCCAGACCUCGUGUCUUCUUUGUCGACAGACCCCGGCUCUGUCGUUUGUUGCCCACUUCCAGAUAAUUCUGUAUGUUCUCCUCCCCCGGAUGCUGCACUGACGUGGGAGCCCGCUGAGCUGAGCAUGACAGACAAAGAGAAGCAGAGACGUGAAAAAGUUCGGCAGAAGAAGUUUCUCCAGAGACAGAAUCUGGACUUCAAAGAACGUGAAAGAGAGAAGGCAAGAAGACGAAUGAAGGCUUUAAGAGAAGACCCCACUUUCCGCUUCCAUGAGCGACAGAGAGACAGGGAGAGGAGGAAGAAUGCGCGGUUGAUCAACCAGGCGCAGCGUGCGCAGGAGCGAGAGAGAGACCGGAUGAGGAAGUCUGUUCUGCGCGCAGUCUGCGGGAGGAAAUCUGGGGAGCAGGUCAUGCUGUCUGACCUCUGUGUCAUAGGUCACGACCUUGACGGAGACGACGACAGUGACCUGUGUGCUCACCAUGCUGAUGACAGUCCAGGGUCAUCUGGUGCAUUGAACAUCAUGUGACCAAGCAUGUUUGAUGUCUUGUGAUCCAGUUGGUUUGAUGUCAUGCACGUGAUCCGGUGCGUUUGAUGUCAUGUGACCUGAUACGCUUGAUGCCAUAUGUGAUGAAUAAUGUCAUGUGACUCAGUAUGAAUAAUGUCAUGUGACUCAGUAUGAAUAAUGUCAUGUGACUCAGCAUGAAUGAUGUCAUGUGACUCGGUAUGUUUAAUGUCAUAUGACUCAGUAUGUUUGUUGUCAUGUGACUCAGUGUUUAAUGUCAUGUGACUCAGUAUGAAUAAUGUCAUGUGACUCAGCAUGAAUAAUGUCAGUGGGUGGUUGGUGGGUGCCCUGGUGUUGUCUUUCCUAUCAAACAUCUAUCGUCCUUAUCUCCCCCUUCUUCUUUUUUAUGUUUGUUACUCUCUUGUAACGCCUCUAAAGUUCUGGCGCUCAUAUGACCUUAUGCCGUUGCGAGUGCCGUAAAGCCUCUACUAAAACUGAAAGAAUAAUGUCAUGUGACUCAGUAUGUUUGAUGUCGGGUGACUCAGUAUGAAUUAUGUCAUGGGACUCUGUAUAUUUGACGACGUGUGAUUCAGUAUGCUUGACAUAUGACCCUGUCAGUGUGACGCCAUAUGACAAAGUCCUCUCUGCAAAUCACACCUACAUUAGAUAUCAUGUGAUCACAUAUCAAAUACAUUGUGUAUAUUUAUCUAGUUUAUAAUCAAAUAUAAUAUGGAGAUCUA
Messenger RNA from Aplysia californica (California sea hare), 1762 nucleotides. RefSeq lists its product as uncharacterized. The record is from RefSeq and is a predicted model, not a curated record. The transcript is spliced from 5 exons. The coding region runs from base 270 to 1046 and encodes 258 amino acids. Lineage: Eukaryota; Metazoa; Mollusca; Gastropoda; Aplysiida; Aplysiidae.